Messenger RNA from Acaulospora morrowiae, 250 nucleotides. The record is from the annotation of a GenBank genome assembly. Lineage: Eukaryota; Fungi; Glomeromycota; Glomeromycetes; Diversisporales; Acaulosporaceae.
AUGUGCAUACAGCAAUCCCCCAACUCAAUACACAACAACCUCACACAUAUUAGAGAGAUUAACAAACAACAAACAGAUCCCUUACCAAUAAUAACAAUAGAUGACAACACAAGCAGCAGCCUUAUCACAGCAAAUCAAACAGGAAAAGAAAAGAUCAAAGAAAUAAAGAGGCUUACAGAACAAUGGAGUCAUAUCAACGUGUACACAGAUGGCUCUAUGGAUCCAACAAAUGACAACAAUGUGAAAAUGG